Messenger RNA from Fusarium redolens, 892 nucleotides. RefSeq lists its product as uncharacterized. NCBI's taxonomy places the organism in Eukaryota, Fungi, Ascomycota, Sordariomycetes, Hypocreales, Nectriaceae. The record is from RefSeq and is a predicted model, not a curated record. Bases 388 to 690 code for a protein of 100 amino acids. The transcript is spliced from 2 exons.
CCACUCUGCACCACUCUGCACCACUCUGCACCACUCUGCACCACUCUGCACCACUCUGCACCACUCUGCACCACUCUGCACCAUUCUGCACCAUUCUGCACCACUUUGCACCAUUCUGUACCACCCUGCACCAUUCUGCACCACUCUGCGCCAUUGACUCAAACCUGAUGAUCCUUUGUCCACGGCGUUACAGUCUGGUAUUUGGCAGGCGAUGAUGGACUUGGCCGGCAUCGAGCCGAUGACGAUGAGAACACGAAAGAGACGCUUAAUAACAUUCCCGGUGGCUCGCGAUCAGGGCUACAUACUACAUAGAACAACUAUUAUAUUCACCGCCCAGUAACGUCCUCCGGCGCCUUGCACAUAUUGGUAUUGGCUUGAAAUGCAAAUAUGCUGAUCCUAACUGUAACACUCCAAAUGUUCUUAGCUCACUUGCUAUCAUCUCAAAAUUCAAGUCCAGGAUGUUUAAUCCAAUCAUCUCAAUCAUUUUUUCUCGCCGCACUCCGGGCAAAUUUGACCUUUGUCUGUAAUACCUGUGCCGUUCACGCACACCUGGCAACUAGAUUCAGGCAUCACGUUCAAUUUUUGAAAACUCUUAGCCUAGAGAAUCCGCAGAUAGUGAGGCGGUUGAGCGAGGCCGGAAGUUGGGCUGAAACCAGUCAGGGAAAGGGACUGCGUACGAUCCUGAUCUGAAACCAACGUAGCACGUGAGUCAGAAGCCGACUUUUACUGUCCACUGUUUCCAACAGCGAGCCACGGAUUGUUCGUGCCAACAGACGAAACAGGGCGUUAUUCUGAGCGACGCUUGGUAAUGCACGAGAUGGUUGUCGUGAAGGAUUAAUCUGUGAGAUUACGGGAGAUUUUAUACGUGGAUUGAAUGGGAAAACACACAUAA